Akanthomyces muscarius is the source of this 1557-nucleotide messenger RNA. RefSeq lists its product as uncharacterized. Bases 1 to 1557 code for a protein of 518 amino acids. The transcript is spliced from 7 exons. NCBI's taxonomy places the organism in Eukaryota, Fungi, Ascomycota, Sordariomycetes, Hypocreales, Cordycipitaceae. The record is from RefSeq and is a predicted model, not a curated record.
AUGAAGACUGUCUCAUUGUGCCUGCUGUGGUCGGGGCUGGUGACUGGGCUGGCGACGCCGCCAUCUUCCCCACCAUCAUGCCGCUUUGCACUAGACUGGACUCAAGACGAUGUUGUGAAGAAUUCAGAUCAAUUUGAAUGGGAUCUCCUGUACUGGGAGGGACAAUUCCAUCAAAACGAUGUUUCCUAUAAUUCCGAAAAUGGCAUGUCGUACGAUGGCACGCAGCUGGACUGGGUGACUGGAGAACGCACCAAGAAACACCCGUUCAGCGCUGCAAGCAAGGAGGCCCUCCAGAUCAUGGUUUACGCUCAUGCCAUUGCCGGGUCUUCCAAGGCGGCCCGGUUCCUUUCACCCGACGAGCCCAAAAAAGCGCCCAAGCUUGCCGCCUCAAUAAUGGAGACAAAGCUGAAGACGUACCUGCAAUUCAACGCCACAUAUCCCGGAUUUGGUGGCUUCAUUCCAUGGAUGACCACGAGUUCACAAAAUAUUGAACCGACAUGGGAUUGGGUCAACAGAGUCCCGGGCCUAGAUAAUGGCGAAUUGCUUUGGGCCGUGUAUGGUUGCAUCAGCGCCCUCGAAAAAAGCUGCAGGGCGUCUGACCGUCGCCUUGCCUCUGAAUGGCAAAAGUGGUUCGACUACGCCAAAACCACAGUUGACAAGGUGUUUUACCAGGGCGACGGCCAUGUCUGUGCCGUGACCAAGAUUGGUGACCAGAAGCUACCUGUCGAUGACCCGAAGCAGGCGUACGCCUGUGAGAGCCCUGCCUACCUGGAUGAUCCAUAUGAGGGAGAGCUCUUUACAUAUUUUAUCGAGUUUUUCAGCGGAUUGUCCAAGGCAGAGAAAGAAAAGCUCUGGGUUGCCAAACGUGCGAAAUUGGUCAGCGUUGAAUAUGAUGUGGGCGGUAUAGGGCCCAUCACCGUUGAGCAAGGAUAUUGGUUUUCGGCACAUGAGCCGUGGAAGGUGUUGGAGCUUCCAUACUACGAUGUAGACAUUAUCCGGCGCCUGCACCAUAACGCUGAGCGAGUGCGAACUUGUAAUUCUAUAGUCACCAAAGUUCCAGGUCUCUUUGCGUCAGUCAACAACUCGACUGAUCCGAGCAACGAUGAAAUUAUUGGAUACAUUUCGCCCGCUGGAAUCGUCUCGGUUGCUAGCCAGAAAGAGCAAGAGCACGAUGUCAUUACACCAUACGGGGCCUGGCCCACGAUCAUGUUUGAUAAGUCGGUCGGCCUUGCUUGGUGGUGGAAUAUGCUCCAGGGGAAGAAGAUGCAAAACCCAUAUGGUAGUACAGAGUCAACGAGGGUUGAUGGCAAGCUCGUGUCUGCACUGGUGACCUGGGAUAGCAAAAUCACCACUGUCGUGAGUCUUCUAGGCGGAGUUGGGGAUUUGGUCCGCCGAAAAAUGAAGGUCGACGGAAUUUACGAUGAUUUUGUCUCAAUUGCAAACCACGAGUAUUCGCGAGUCUUCCAUGACUUAAAGGGCGAGCACAUUGAAAUGUGCUUGCCGAAGCAGAGUGUGCCGGUCGCUGGCUUGGAGGACUUUUCGUCGUGUAAGCAGUAG